AUGUGGGAAGUCACUGCUAAUGGUGAAGUUGACGUAGACGACCAGAGCAAAGAAGAUUUAGAUGUAAGCAAUCUUUUUAGUAUAGUUAAUGCUUUUUAUUUUAUUUUGCGUUCUUUAUUUUGUUUAUGUGUUAGUUGCUGAUUUCCCAUCUCCUGUUUGACUUUUUACCGGAAAAUGUCACUUCAUUUGCGGCGCACGGAGGGAAUUGCACAAAUAUUAAAUAUGCGUUGUUGACCAAACGUCAGAUGGCUGGAUGUUGGCCAAGAAUUUUGUGUUUUGAUUAACCAAGACGAAGUUGUGGUCAUUAAAUACGCAGAAAACCUCGGCCAAUAUACAGCAUCUUGUCCGAACAAGCGUUAUCGAAAAAGGAAUUAUUAUAUGGCCAAAAAAGUAACUUUCUCUUGCGGGGCCAACGCGGGAAAUCCCCAGCGGGCAACACGGGCCCAUCUUAUCCACUCGGGUAGCCAAUCAGAACGCAGGAUUCGCUUUAUUUUCCCGCUCACAGACUCAACCACACAAUAGUAGGUGCCGUGACUACAUGAUUUAAGCGAAGGCCUGCCCGAGAUUACUUUCUGUGGUACUGUUUUUAUUUGUAUGUACGUAAAGAACUUUAAUGAGCAAAGUUAAGGUCAGUUGUUUACUUACAAACUGAAUAACAAAUGAUGCUUGACAAAUAUUUAAACUUGCUCGACGUGCCAAUCCGGCACAAUUAAAAAAUAUGAUCAGAACAACAAGCAAAUCACAAAAUCAGUCAAUGUUUACAAGGGAAAUGUCGAGUAUUUUCUCUUCCCCUACUCCAAAUUCACUUAUCAUUUAAAUAAGUGAAAUGAUAUUGUGUUGUCGUUAACCCUGUAUCCUUUAUUGGCCUUUUUCACUGUUCAAAGUUUGCUCAAUGAAUCCAUCAACAAACGGUCAACAAUAGCUCUAAUUCACCAGGAGUAAAAUUGAGACAAAUAUUUGGAUUCUGAAUUUGAAAAGCAAGCAGACAAUAGUAUUUCCCCUCUAUGGGCUAUUCCUGGCGUGCUAAUGUGCGGGUCGUUAUGAAUAAUAAAGACUUUUUUUGACGUAGAAUCAUCACUCUUCUUGUUCGAAGCAAUGUUUUCAUAUUCAAAAUAAUAUAAUCAGUAUAAUGGCUGCCCUCUGGAAAAUUCAAAGCGAUAACAGACGAUUUUCUCGUAACCUUGGAAAUAAUUACUGUCCGGUCCCUGAUUUGUGCUAUAGUGGAGGCUAAAUAAAACAACAAUUUUACUAGCGCAACCUCAAAGUGUUUCUUCUCUUAUUGCUGACUCGACCCUUUUUUUGUAAAUGAAAAGACAAAACAUAAGAAUUUUCUUUAAUUAAUUCAAGGGAACGAAUACCUUUCUACUGGAAAACAAACGCACUAUACUAUAAAUUUGGAAUUGAACAUUAAAAAUUCCUUUUGUUUAUUAUUUUGUAAUGUUACCACAUAUCGUAUGGCAUAUCUACCGAUAUGUAAAUAUUUCAGACAGUGGUUUACAUUCAAAUUUUAGAGCCUUCGUCAUUUUAUUCGCUCCAAUCUUGGUUUUCCGAUAGAGUAGUUAGUUAGUUCGUCCGUUCGUUCUUGUACUCAAAGUUAUUGGCCAUUAAAUAUAUGUCCAGCAAGAUUCCCGCUGCUCCACAAAUGACGAUUUAAAGGUAACACAUCGCCAAAGUGCAGGUUGUUCAUCUACCGUUGCUGCUCGAAUUGAAAUUUGUAAAUGUUGGUUUUUAAGGAGAGGGGAAAAACCAGAGUACCCGGAGAAAAACCUCUCGGAGCAAAGGAGAGAGCCAACAACAAAACUCAACCCACAUAUGGCACUGACACCGGGAUUGAAGCCCAGGCCAUAUUGGUGGGAAGCGACUGCUCUCUUCACUGCGCCACCAUAGCUCCGAGCCUUACAUACCAUCAGGGGCACCCAACGACGGUUUCCUCCUACAUACAUUGAAAACACUUUUUAGCCUAUCCAGAGUACUUUCAGAUCUCUAGAAAUGCGUUCUAAGCGGGGCUAUAAAAUUUGUAUCUGCUCGGCCUAGGGGAACUUGAAUCGUUUCGAAAUUUCAAGGGUUUGAGUAUUAUUUUCCGGAAAAUCUUAGAUGCAAUUUGACGUAUUACGAAAGUGAGACAUUUUCUAAUUCCUCUCUCCAUCACAUUUUUGAAUCCGAAAAUUUUAGUUUUCCUUUUUCCUACGAAAAAUAGCUUAACUUGGGAAGUGAAAUGUGAAAAUUAAACGUUAGAAAAUCGUAGGGGAUUUAUAAGAUAAGUUUCGAAAAUUGUGCAUGAAAUUGAAGGGUCAUUUAGAUAUUUUUAGCCGUCCUCAAGAACUAGAAAAUUGUAGGCAAUAUUUGCUUCUCCGAACAGAUACUUUACAGAGAACAGUCGUUGGGUACCCCUGAUACCAUGCUAUUUUUUUGUUCUAAGCGCUCUUUCCUCCCUCUUCCUUCCUCAAAGAAAGAAUCAUGCGGCAAUGUUGAUGACGCAAUGACCCUAUUCAAUUUCUUGACCUGGUAGGGGUUGGUCACUCUCAGUGACCAAUCAUGAGCAGUCAAAAACAAGCUUUCCACUUGUAGCAAUCACGUGACUUUUUUAAUGGAGGUGGAACAAUCAUCUGAGGUUCUAAGACAGGAAACUAAGUAGAGCUUCAAAGACAUGCAGGCCUAAUUUAUAAUGAAGUUAACUAAAAUUUUCAUUAAACACAGUUAACAACAAGGAGCGCGGGCGUGGUUAGCGGUCAGUCGUUUGGCUCAAGCGCAGUCAGUCUUGCUUACGUUACCUCUAUGUGUUCAGCACAGCGUUUUCCUGGCGGCCAAUCUCUUCGUUUAGCCUUCUUUUAGUUGUUUUUAAAAGCUUUUCACCUCUUGAAAACGGUUCAGGUCUUUUAGUCAACCCUAAAACCGUGACAUCUAGACAUUGUUAGAUUAACAAUUUCAUUCAUCAACCAUAUAUUGUCUCCAUCGCCCGCCAACAAUAUUAAGCUCACUGAUUAUCACUUACGAUAUUUUGAGGUCUUAUUUUUCUGCCUGUAGAUCUUACCAGUAAUGGAGUGGGAACAUCAUUUUCAAACAUUUUUUGAGCCAUUUCGGAUAAAAACCGUUGAGAAAAUCAAGCGCACAACCAGAGCUCAAAGAAUUCAACGACUUCAAGAAGCGAACUACAAUCCAUUCUUGUUGAACUCGGAAGAUAUAACCAUAGACUUGCUAACGGAUUCGGGAACUGGUGCGAUGAGUUCUGACCAAUGGGCUGUCAUGAUGAAAGGCGAUGAAUCGUACGCUGGUUCUCCCAGCUACCGGAAGUUUGAGCAAGUUGUCAAAGACAUUUGUGGCUUCCGGCACGUGAUUCCUACGCACCAAGGCCGGGCUGCUGAGCGCAUUUUGUUUCAGUGCAGUAUUGGGAAAGGUGAUGUGGUGCCCAGCAACGCGCAUUUUGACACCACACAAGCUAAUGUUCUAAAACAUGGAGGCAAGCCUGUGAAUCUUCCAAUUCCAGAGGCAAUGGAACAAAACAAGAAGGCUCUUUUUAAGGGGAACAUCGACCUUAGCAAACUGAAAGAGUUAUUGUCAGAGGAACAGAAAGGUAGGGUCUCUAUGGUGAUGAUCACUGUAACUAACAACGCCGUUGGUGGAGAACCAGUCAGUAUGGAAAAUAUCAAACUGGUUUCCAAGCUCUGUCAACAACAUGGAGUCCCAUUGUUCCUGGACGCGUGCCGUUUCGCGGAGAACGCGUGGUUUAUUAAAGCACGCGAGGAGGGCUACGCGCAUCGAACGCCCCUGCAAAUUGCGCGCGAGAUGUUCUCGUACGCUGACGGCUGUACCAUGUCUGCGAAAAAAGACGGUCUCGUAAAUAUCGGUGGAUUCCUUGCAAUGAACAACGAAGAACUCGCGGAUAAGUGCCGCAGGGAACUUGUCAUAUCCGAGGGGUUUCUAACCUAUGGAGGACUCGCCGGAAGAGACCUUGAGGCCAUGGCUGUUGGAUUUCGCGAGGUGCUUAACGAGGACUAUCUCAGAUACCAAGUGGGUUUUGUCAAAUUGCUGGCAGAUAUGUUGAAAGAUCGCAACAUCCCCGUGUUGACUCCCCCUGGGGGACAUGCAGUUUACAUCGAUGCUGCCGCAAUGUUAUCUCACAUCCCUAAAGAACAGUUUCCUGCUUGGGCCUUGGGAUGUGCGCUUUAUGUGGAAGGUAUGAUAUUAUCUAUACACUAAAAGGACGAAGGAUAGUUCGUCUAGACGCAUAAUGCGUCUUGUGCCCGACUUUAUACUCGUGACGUAUAACAAGACAAACUACAAAUGUUUGCCCAAGUUCGCUCAGACGGAUAAUGGGGCUUUAGUAUAAAAACGGCCAUUUGGUGGGUCGGUGGGUCCAAGAAAAGAAAAAAUAACGGUCAUCAUGGGAAGGCUAUCUGUGCGUCCGUGGGCGCAUGCGUAUAAAAAACUACGAAAAAAUGUCGAUGGUUAGUAAAAACAGAAACAAAACUGAAGAUCAAAGCAACAUCCAUACGCCAGAUAAGCAAUUUUAAAAAGGGAGCCAUCGACUGUGUAGAAAUAAUUGUUCAAAACAAAAUUCAGCGUAUUUUCUCGUUUUUGCAACAUGCGAAGGCUUUAUAAUAAUUAACUGCUGCUUUCAGACCACGAUCCUACCCCUUAACGGAAGUUUAUUACCUCACCAUGAAUGGCAAUGUAAAUCAAGUCACCUGCGUCAAGACGAUUUGAGAGAAAGGGUGCAGAGGAUUCAGAAAAGUGUGCGCACCUCUUGAAAACUCCUAGUUACACUCUGGUUAAAAAGGAUUGCGGGAAAAUCCCGCUUAAAAAAGGGAAUAUUAUUUUUUUGGGAAAGAAAAUUAACAUACUAAGCUAUGUUUGUUUUCAAACGAGCCCUAUGAUCCUAAGAUAUUAUUUGAAAUGUAAACUAAUAGAUUGGUUAAGAAGCCUUUUAAAUUCCAUGUAUAUUUAUAAGAAGGUCUUUUCGUCAUAGGCGGAAUUCGUUGUGGUGAGUUAGGUGGGGUGAUGCAUGGGAAAGAUCCUGAAUUACCAGAGGAUGGCAACGAAUUUGAAGCAGACAGGGCGGAACUUCUCCGUCUUGCUAUUCCACGCCGGACAUAUACAGAAUCACACAUGAAGUAAGUAUCAGAUUUAAUCGUUUUAAUUCGAGAAUUCGAGAAGAUUUUAAAAGAUUUCAUCUAUUUUCGUUAUCUACGAGUUUGAAACCUACAAAUGGGUGAAAAAGGGCUGUUUAUGACAAAAUCAACGCCAUAUUUCAAGUCGUACCUUCUUUCUCUUGUUUCCCAGUAAUACUUUUAUGACUAUUUUCAUAACUGUUUAUUUAAUCCGUAAUCGUCCAUCCAUGCGUUACUCAUCAAAACCCCUACCAAUGCUCGCCUUUAACCUCCUUGGAACUUUGGACAAAGAAGCUUUAGGGGUUUUAUGUUUUCAUGGACACGUGUCAAGGCGUUUUCACUGCACAGUUUAUUUUCAGAACAAUUUUGGUGUGAAUUAAGAAAAUAGUCUCACAGACCAGUCUGCAAAACGUACAGACCUGAAAAUAGUACAUAGCAUUGGCGCUGCGAGCUAUGGGCUCUAGGGAUAACUCGAUUGAUAUCUAAACGGUUGAUCACUUUAUAGAUAUGUCGCUGAAGUCUUGGAGUAUGUUAAUACUAAGAAGAAGAUGGUCAGCGGAUAUAAGAUCACGUGGGCGCCUGCUGUAUUACGUCACUUCAGUGCUCAUCUAGAGCCCCUUCCCAUUCCCGUUCAGGAGGAAAAGGAUGACGAAAUUGACGAAAUCGAGGACUUUGCACCACGCAUGCGUGGUAUGUCCUUCCGUCGACCAUCAUAUCAGUUCGUAUAG
This is a messenger RNA of Porites evermanni, 5836 nucleotides long. NCBI's taxonomy places the organism in Eukaryota, Metazoa, Cnidaria, Anthozoa, Scleractinia, Poritidae. The record is from the annotation of a GenBank genome assembly.